This is a messenger RNA of Polyodon spathula (Mississippi paddlefish), 2424 nucleotides long. RefSeq names its product mucin-2. The record is from RefSeq and is a predicted model, not a curated record. The annotation marks the transcript as partial. The transcript has 6 exons. Lineage: Eukaryota; Metazoa; Chordata; Actinopteri; Acipenseriformes; Polyodontidae.
AUGCCCAUGCCCCCAACUACAACCACUGCAGCCCCCACUACAACCACAACCACUGCAGCCCCCACUACAACCACAACCACUGCAGCCCCCACUACAACCACAACCACUGCAGCCCCCACUACAACCACAACCACUGCAGCCCCCACUACAACCACAACCACUGCAGCCUCCACUACAACCACAACCACUGCAGCCCCAACUACAACCACAACCACUGCAGCCCCCACUACAACCACAACCACUGCAGCCCCAACUACAACCACAACCACUGCAGCCCCCACUACAACCACAACCACUGCAACCCCCACUACAACCACAACCACUGCAGCCCCCACUACAACCACAACCACUGCAACCACCCCAACUACAACCACAACCACUGCAGCCCCAACUACAACCACAACCACUGCAACCCCAACUACAACCACAACCACUGCAACCCCAACUACAACCACAACCACUGCAGCCCCAACUACAACCACAACCACUGCAGCCCCAACUACAACCACAACCACUGCAACCCCAACUACAACCACAACCACUGCAGCCCCAACUACAACCACAACCACUGCAGCCCCCACUACAACCACAACCACUGCAGCCCCAACUACAACCACAACCACUGCAACCCCCACUACAACCACAACCACUGCAGCCCCAACUACAACCACAACCACUGCAGCCCCCACUACAACCACAACCACUGCAGCCCCCACUACAACCACAACCACUGCAGCCCCCACUACAACCACAACCACUGCAGCCCCAACUACAACCACAACCACUGCAGCCCCCACUACAACCACAACCACUGCAGCCCCCACUACAACCACAACCACUGCAGCCCCCACUACAACCACAACCACUGCAGCCCCCACUACAACCACAACCACUGCAGCCCCCACUACAACCACAACCACUGCAGCCCCAACUACAACCACAACCACUGCAGCCCCCACUACAACCACAACCACUGCAGCCCCAACUACAACCACAACCACUGCAGCCCCAACUACAACCACAACCACUGCAGCCCCCACUACAACCACAACCACUGCAACCCCCACUACAACCACAACCACUGCAACCCCAACUACAACCACAACCACUGCAGCCCCCACUACAACCACAACCACUGCAACCCCCACUACAACCACAACCACUGCAACCCCCACUACAACCACAACCACUGCAGCCCCCACUACAACCACAACCACUGCAGCCCCAACUACAACCACAACCACUGCAGCCCCCACUACAACCACAACCACUGCAGCCCCAACUACAACCACAACCACUGCAGCCCCCACUACAACCACAACCACUGCAGCCCCCACUACAACCACAACCACUGCAGCCCCCACUACAACCACAACCACUGCAGCCCCAACUACAACCACAACCACUGCAGCCCCAACUACAACCACAACCACUGCAGCCCCAACUACAACCACCCCCACUACAACCACAACCACUGCAGCCCCCACUACAACCACAACCACUGCAGCCCCCACUACAACCACAACCACUGCAGCCCCCACUACAACCACAACCACUGCAGCCCCAACUACAACCACAACCACUGCAGCCCCAACUACAACCACAACCACUGCAACCCCCACUACAACCACAACCACUGCAGCCCCCACUACAACCACAACACUCCCUACUACAACCACAACCACUGCAGCCCCAACUACAACCACAACCACUGCAGCCCCCACUACAACCACAACCACUGCAGCCCCCACUACAACCACAACCACUGCAGCCCCAACUACAACCACAACCACUGCAGCCCCAACUACAACCACUGCAGCCCCAACUACAACCACAACCACUGCAGCCCCCACUACAACCACAACCACUGCAGCCCCCACUACAACCACAACCACUGCAGCCCCCACUACAACCACAACCACUGCAGCCCCAACUACAACCACAACCACUGCAGCCCCCACUACAACCACAACCACUGCAGCCCCAACUACAACCACAACCACUGCAGCCCCAACUACAACCACAACCACUGCAGCCCCAACUACAACCACAACCACUGCAGCCCCCACUACAACCACAACCACUGCAGCCCCAACUACAACCACAACCACUGCAGCCCCCACUACAACCACAACCACUGCAGCCCCAACUACAACCACAACCACUGCAGCCCCAACUACAACCACAACCACUGCAGCCCCCACUACAACCACAACCACUGCAGCCCCAACUACAACCACAACCACUGCAACCCCAACUACAACCACAACCACUGCAGCCCCCACUACAACCACAACCACUGCCGCUCUAGUUUCAACCACAACCACUGCUGUCCCAACUACAACCACAACCACUGCAACCCCCACUACAACCACAACCACUGCAGCCCCCACUACAACCACAACCACUGCAGCCCCCACUACA